Messenger RNA from Zymoseptoria tritici IPO323, 1020 nucleotides. RefSeq lists its product as uncharacterized. The transcript is spliced from 6 exons. The record is from RefSeq and is a predicted model, not a curated record. The coding region runs from base 1 to 1020 and encodes 339 amino acids. NCBI's taxonomy places the organism in Eukaryota, Fungi, Ascomycota, Dothideomycetes, Mycosphaerellales, Mycosphaerellaceae.
AUGAAGGAAGCGGAGAAGCAGAAGGAGACAUACAGCUUCGCUGAUCAGCUCGUGGCGGCGUUGAGUAUCAAGCAUCCGGAGGGAAAAGCUCACAACGAGGAAGAAGGCGAGGAGGAGGACGACGGCGGCACAGUCGAUGGCAUUAUUUCGAAUCUGCUCGAUAUUGGCAGGAUCCGACCAAGACGACACAUCGGAAGUCAGGGAGCUGGACGAUUGCCCUACCGCCGAUCUCUUCCCUCCUCCUUAGCCUCCACCUCAGCGCUCAUCUUCCUCACGGCCUACCUGGCUUCACCAAGCAUCUUGCGCCUUUUCGAACGCGUCGCUGCAGCUCAGCUCUUGUUCCCACCUGCUGCCGUCGAGGCCAGCACUGUGCCGGCCUCACGGUCAUACAAUGCCGACUUUCCGCCCCUUCCGGCGUCAAAUCGACCGGGCGGAGAUGCAGGCAGCACGGCGAGCGCAGCCUUUACACUUGCGGAGUGGAAAUCGCAGCCGAUUGAUUUUCGAAGCGGAUCGACUGCGUGGCUAUCCUGCUUGUAUGAGCUUAACUUGACCAAAGCAGGCGGCGAGACGAGGUCGACAUUGGAUCCGGCUGGUUGCACAAUGACCACUUGCAGAGCAAGCGGCAGGAGAUUGGAGCGCAUCCUCGGCAACAAGAGCGCAUCUUCUCGGUUUGCGAAGACAUCUCGAGAAAAGCUAGGACAUGAAGGAGACGAAGAAGACGAGGAUGCAGAAGACGAUCUGGACGCAUCGAUCGAGACCAGCGCAUCGGGCACAUCAACCGUCGACAGGAUUGCUCGAUCUGGACGCAUCGAUCGAGACCAGCGCGUCGGGCACAUCGACGCCAACAGGAUUGCUCGCUCAGGUGCCCGCGCUGCAAACCUCCACGUCUACUCUCGCAGCGAACCAAGCGCCCGACCGUUGACACGGACUCAACUCGUUGUACAUCAACGCCGACUGAGUCUCCUCGCUUGGCUUCCCGCCCUGCAGACUUCCAUGUCUAAUGCGAGGAGGCGGUUUUGA